AUGGUGUCUCUAUCACCCGUCCACUACGCAAUUCGUCAACCCUGCCGCCUCUUGCGGCACGAAUCGCGGACUAUUGUCUCUAACGCGCCACGUCAGCACAGCAACUUGGGUCUCUCGCUGAGUCCGCUCACCUCAAUCGGCCCGUCUCCUUCCUUCCCACAUGAAUACUCCCGCAUUUCCUCUCGCCGUGACUCUCGCGUCGUCUCUUCAAACGAAUCACCGCCGCGAAUUGCGUCUCAACGCUCGCCUAAAAAUCGAGACUCGUCGUUGCGCGUGCGCGCAGCAGCGGAGCGUGGCGCGAAGACAGCACAGCAGUCCGACUCGGCUGCUAGGGAGAGCGUCGAUGUGCUUAUAGCGGGCGCUGGCGUCGCGGGACUAGCCACGGCUCUCGCUUUACACCGCGUGGGCAUUGACGUGGCAGUGGUGGAGCGGGCGCCGGGUCUCGGCCAAUCAGGAACGGCGCUGAGUCUGUGGGGCAACGCUUGGCGCGCUUUGGACGCGCUGGGGGUGGCGGCGCUGCUGCGGACAGACUACGUGCGGCUGGAAGGCGUUGACAUUGCAGCAGCGGACGGCACGGCGCUGCGCUCCUUUGACUUCGCUGACUGCAAUGUGGGACCCGAUCACGAGGUGAGGGGGGUCACCCGCGCGCACCUGCUCUCCUGCAUGGCCUCCCAACUGCCACCUGGCACCAUCCGAUUCGCCACCACAAUUUCCCACAUCCCAGAACCCACCGCCACCGCCACUGCCUCCCCUAUGGCUGUGACUCUAUCCAACGGUGCCACUAUCGAAGCCAAGACUCUCAUAGGCGUUGUAUCUCUCAUGCCCAUCGCCCUUCUCUCUACUCCUCUCUUGACAUCAACCAUUCUCCCUCUCAUUCCCCUCUUCACCCCGGGCCCCAUCCGCUUCCCCUUCCCCCCACCCCAUUCGCACUUCCCCAUUCGCACUUCCCCAUUCGCACUUCCCCAUUCGCGCUCCCCAUUGGCACUUCCCCCAUCAGGAUCAGCAGCAGCCAAGGAGGAGGCUCUCUCCUACGUGCAAGGCUGGCAGGGCGGCAUCGAGCGUCUUAUUCACGCCACGCCGGCCACCAGCAUCGUAGUCGGCACCAUCACAGACCGCUGGACGAUGCCGCCCCCUCUGGGCACAUGGGGACGAGGCGCCGUCACUCUGGCCGGCGAUGCCGCCCACCCCAUGACUCCGAACCUCGGCCAAGGCGCAUGCACAGCCUUGGAAGAUGCAGUCAUCUUGGCUCGGUGCCUUUGGGAGGCUUCCGAGCCAGAUGAGAGGCACGGGAAAGGGAGCGGUGGAGUGGAGGAAGGGGAGGACGGGGCGAGUGUGCGGAGGAGGAGGGUGGAGAGUGAGAAGGUGUGUGGAGCAUUGAGGGAGUAUGAGAGGUUGAGAGGGAGGAGGGUGGCACAGCUGACAGUGCGAUCGUUUGGCAUAGGGUGGUUGCUGCAGUUACCCCAGGAGGCGGUGUGCUUUGCGCGGGAUAAAGUGGUGCUGCCGCAUCUCUUCUCGCCCUCGCAUUUCCUCGACCAUGCGCUCUUCGAUUGCGGCAAGCUGCCAGACAGCGAUGCCUCCUAA
Molecule: messenger RNA, 1581 nt
Organism: Closterium sp. Naga37s-1
Lineage: Eukaryota; Viridiplantae; Streptophyta; Zygnematophyceae; Desmidiales; Closteriaceae
Source: the annotation of a GenBank genome assembly